Panicum virgatum (switchgrass) is the source of this 4936-nucleotide messenger RNA. RefSeq names its product COP1-interacting protein 7-like. Bases 665 to 4429 code for a protein of 1254 amino acids. The transcript has 13 exons. The record is from RefSeq and is a predicted model, not a curated record. Lineage: Eukaryota; Viridiplantae; Streptophyta; Magnoliopsida; Poales; Poaceae.
AUCUCUGCUGCAGGCUGCAGCCAAUCGCCCAAGCCACCAACUAAGCGGAAAGAUGAAAUAUCCUCUCCGAUGUAUACACCUCCUCUCUCUCUCUCUCUCUCUCCUCGCCUUCUUUUAUUUGAGGGAGCUCCAGCUUUCUACUUGUGCAUCCCAAUAUCUGUUUGAAUUUUACAUAGCGUAGUUUUAAUUAACUUGUUUCCUCGCAAAAAGUAAAAAUUAACAUGUUAUAUAAAUAAUAAAUCUCCAUGUGUAACUUCCUUCCACGAGUUACUUGGCCAGCCGUUUUAUAUCUUGUACCAUAAAUAAAAGCAGCAGCAGCAGCAAAAGCCGCGGCAGCGGAGCUCUCUCCACCCUCGUCUGGUUGUAUGUCUGCAGUCUGCCCUGCACUCAACAACCACCACCACUCUCUCUACCUCUUUCUCUGCCCCCAAUAUUUGAUUAUUUAUUUUCCGAUUGCUAUUUAUCUCUUCUUUCAAACAUUUCUCCGAUUGCUCAUGUUCUUUGAUUCCCUUCCGUGUGCUACCGAAAUUCUCCUUCCUACCAACAUUUUCCUCCAAAAUCGAUGCUGGCUUCCAUUGGUCUUCUGAUCCAAGCCGGCUGGAAUUCUCCAUCUCCUUCCUGCAAGAUCUGAUACUCAAGGGGAAUCGAGUACAACUGUCCUGCAAUGAGGCCGGAGACGCGGCUUGAAUCGGCGGUGUUCCAGCUCACCCCUACCCGCACCAGGUGUGAUUUAGUUGUGGUGGCGAAUGGAAGGAAGGAGAAGAUAGCCUCUGGUUUGCUGAACCCAUUCAUCGCUCAUCUUAAGGUUGCACAAGAGCAGAUUGCCAAGGGAGGCUAUUCCAUCACACUUGAGCCAGAUCCAGAGAUUGACGCGUCAUGGUUUACCAGGGGAACAGUGGAGAGAUUUGUUCGUUUUGUCAGUACACCGGAGGUCCUGGAGCGGGUCAUAACAAUAGAGUCUGAAAUAUUACAGAUUGAAGAUGCCAUUUCCGUCCAGGUCAAUGAAAGUCUUGGUUUGAGAUCUGUAACUGUGGAAGACCAAAAUGGGAAAUCGGUGGACUGCAUGGAAGGUAAUAAGACAGGUUUUGAUCCUGAUGCAGAUAUGUCACUUGUUCCAUAUAAGGCUGGCACACAGCCAACUCUACCAGUGCAGAAUAAUGGUGGCACUCAGGAGGAGAAUUCAAAAGCUCAACUGCUCAGAGUGUUAGAGACGCGCAAAACAGUAUUACGUAAAGAGCAGGCUAUGGCAUUUGCACGGGCUGUAGCAGCAGGGUUUGAUAUUGACAACUUGGUGUAUUUGAUCACAUUUGCAGAGCGUUUUGGUGCUUCUCGCUUGAUGAAGGCAUGUACACAAUUCAUUGGGCUGUGGAAGCAAAAGCAUGAAACUGGACAGUGGAUCGAGGUUGAACCUGAAGCAAUGUCUGCACGCUCCGAAUUUCCUCCUUUUAAUCCUUCUGGCAUAAUGUUUAUGGGGGACAGCAUGAAACAAACUAUGGAAACAAUGUCUGUUUCCAACGGAGAUGCAAGUGAAGAUGCUUCUAAAGCAGAUCAGAGGACAAUUCAUCACUCUGGAGCUCCCCAUGAGUUCUUCCAUGGUCCAUAUCAGUCAGCAUAUCCACCGUUGGCUAUGCAUCCGCCUUACUCUAUGCAAGGCAUACCUUACUAUCCUGGAAUGAACCCAUAUUACCCUCCCCCCUACCCCCCAAUCGAUGAUACCAGGUACCACCACUCAGAAAGGAGAGUAUCAAAGAAAUACUCAGAUAGCAAGGACUCAGAAACUUCAGAUGACGAAAGUGACCAGAGCGGUUCAGAGAGGGAGACUUCUUAUGGUCACUGGUCCCAUAACAAGAAUAAAAGGACAGGCAAGAAGAAGCCCAGUGUGGUUGUCAUACGGAACAUAAAUGUAACGUCAAAAAGACAUGGAUCAUCGGAGAUUGAAUCACAAACAGGUUCAGAUGUAGCAUCUGAGGACAGUGAUGAUCUGAACACCAAGCCCAGAAAGAAACAGAAUAAGAGCUCAAGUUCAAAGAAGAAAGAUGCUAGAAAGAUCAUUCUUGAGUCUGCAGAUGAUCAUAAUAAGGAUGAAAUGUCGUAUGGGCAAGAUGGAGAUCAAGGGAACUGGAAUGUCUUCCAAAGUUUCCUGCUAAGAGCUGAUGAGAAGACAAGAGAUAAUGAUGCUGACCUAUUCGCCAGUGAAAACAAACCUCCCCCAGCAAGGAAGAAGGAGAGCACAUGCAUUGAUGAUUCUAUUCUCGUGACAGAGCGAGAUUCUGCUGGUGCCAAUGAACGUAAUACAGUAGGUUUCAACAUAGAAAAUGGGAGGACUAGGCCGCAUCAGAUGCUGUCUGGUGAUGAACUUAUGAUGUCUGGGCAAGGUAGUGGCGUUGCUAGUGAUGGCAUAAAGGAGAUUGAAGGUGGAGAUGCAAGAUACAGGAGAGGAGCAAGUGAUGACUUCAUGAUUUAUGGGCAGGAAAAGUCAACAGACAGAGGGAGUUCUUUAGACCCUCUUGUGGAAGCACAGUACAAGAACCCUACACUGAUGGGGAAAAAUGCGCACAGCAUGGCAGAUGAGUCUUUCAUGAUACCUCUUAGGUUCACCUCAGAUGAUAAUUUUGGACCAGAAAGCCGUACUGCAAUUGACAUAGAUGUUGAGCUUCCCUCAACUGUUCAGAAGAUAUCAGAUGCUAAAGCUGGUGGUCAGCUUUUCUAUGAGCCAGAUGAGUUGAUGCCAGAGCGUGGAUGCGAAAACAUUUCAUUUGGAUAUGAUCCAGCAAUGGAUUACAGUCAGAUGCAGAGCCAACCUGCCACCAUGGUUGAAGAUUCACCUGUGGAAGAGGCAGCGUUGACCAAUGCUGAAGUAAAGAAGCCAGAGAAAGAUAAGAGGAUAAGAAAUUCACAGGAGAGUUUGGAUAAACGAAGGAAAGAUGCUUCAGUGAGGAGAUUAUCAUCAUCAAAGGGCCCAAUGACUGAUGCACAGAAGCGUGCACAAAACUUGCGAGUAUAUAAAGCGGAUCUUCAAAAGGCAAAGAAAGAGCAGGAAGAGGAACAGAUGAAACGGCUAGAGAGGCUUAAGCUGGAGAGGCAAAAGAGAAUUGCUGCAAGAAGUAGCACUUCCAGUGCAUCAACCACACUGCAGCAGCCCAAAGUGAAACCUUCUUCCAAGGUUUCUCCCAGUACCUGCAAGAGCUCAAAGUUCAGUGAUGCAGAACCUGCAUCCUCUUCACCUCUCAGAAAAUUUCCUGCCAAAACUACCACAGGAACUGAUCCCCAUCCCCCCAAAACAGCAAAAGCAAGCAAACUAAUUGGUAAUACAAAUGCAGUUAGUAAGUCAACCUCAUCAUUGACAGAUAUGAAGGAGAAAAGUGGGAAAGCCGAAUCAUCCAGUGAGCGAUUGAAAAAACUUGCUGAACCUAAAACCAGUGGUUUUACUGACCAUCCUUCAAAUCCCAAGUCAGCAAGCGUGGACCACCCACGGAAAAGAAGCAUGCCACAGGAUACCCAAAGAAAGAAAAUUUCAGCUAUAAUGCAACUUGACCAGAGUAAAUCAGCAACACUACCAGAACUGAAAGUCAAAUCCCCACAAGCUCCUGCUGUUGUGACUAAUGCAGUAGCUGCCAAAGAAAAGAAAGUGGUUUCACAUGGAGGUAAAGCUCCUACAACAGAAACUGCUGGUGUAAAGAAAAUUAAUGGUAACAUGUCAAGGAUGAAUAGCAGCGAUGACAGUGUGGUAGUUGAGAAAACUGUUGUGAUGCUUGAAAAUGAGGUGGUUUCAACACCUCCAGUCACUCUACAUUCUGAAAGAAAUUCAGCAAAGGAAACUUCUAGUGAUGACAGGACAGAGGAGCCCAGUCCAGAAUUGGAGUAUACUGCCAUCAGAGGUCCACCUUCUCCACUUAUUCUUCCGGAUGCUGAGAGCCCUGUCACCAGUGGACCUGAUGACCAGGGGAACUCAUACGAGGUGGUGACUGAGUGUCGAAAGAAUGAACCUGAGAUGCCAUCCUUGGCUGCCGCGGAGAAACCCUACCAGGCCCCUUUUGCUAGGGUGACAUCGCUGGAGAAUGCUUCAGACUACAGUCCAUUGCCUGUGCAAGAAUCAGAAUCGCUUGUGCCUGCAGAUAACAUUAAGGCUCGAGUACCUGAGCCUGUGCACUCUUCACUUGACGGCAAUGAGGUAAAUGAAAAACCUCGAAGCAAAGAGCCAAAAGGAUUUAGGAAACUUUUAAAAUUUGGCAGGAAAAGCCACGCUUCUGCUUUGACAGAGGGUGCAGUGGAUUAUGAUGCAUCAUCAGUUGAUGAAUCCCCAGCGGGAGAUGGGUCGAUGCUGAAGAAUCUCAUUUCACAAGAGGACUCUGGUGCUUCUUCUAAAGCUUCUCGGUCGUUUUCCCUGCUGUCACCAUUCCGCAGCAAGCACAAGGUGAUUGUACUGUGAACAUGGAUCAGUAGCAGUUGGUAGGAAUAUCACAGUACAGUACAUACUUUGGGGACGAGUUUGGAACAGCAUCGUUUUUCUUUCUAGUAUAUACAUGUAUGUAUACGUAAUUACGUACAUACUAAUAUACUAUACGGUGGCCUCGUCUGUAAACAGCCUAUGUGAAGCGUAUGUAUGAUGGUUGGUUGGUUGGUUGGUUUGCAUUGCAUUUGUACAUUCCUGCUGUUUUGUACCCAAACUAUUAGUGGUGUCGAGUAUGAUUGUGAAAGGAAUAUAAUACAGCCUGUCAGCAGAGUUAUUAGUUCUUAAAACCCAAGAUUUGCAAGUAUUCUUAAAUAUUUUUUUUAAUUCUCAGCUAGGUCCAUAAACUCUGAAGUGAGCACCUAGUUUAUAAUUCUGGCUUUGUUCCACAGUUGUUCCAUACAUGGUAUCAUUCCAGCUUUGUUGUAAAUAAUUGACCAUGUUUGUAAAGAACACCAAUAUUUAUGUAUUAUUCUAGUGUCCGUA